Drosophila subpulchrella is the source of this 718-nucleotide messenger RNA. RefSeq lists its product as uncharacterized. Lineage: Eukaryota; Metazoa; Arthropoda; Insecta; Diptera; Drosophilidae. The transcript has 2 exons. The record is from RefSeq and is a predicted model, not a curated record. The coding region runs from base 1 to 702 and encodes 233 amino acids. Gene Ontology annotation, cellular component: extracellular region. Gene Ontology annotation, molecular function: chitin binding.
AUGCUGCGCUUUCUGAUCUUGCUGACAGCCGGAGUUCUGCUGGGGAUCUAUAUUCUCGGUACCCAGGCGGACUGCAAUGUGUGUUCCGCCGAGAGCAACGUGGCCUGUGUUUCAAAUACUUCCUACCAAUCGUGCUCGACGAGCGCACUGCCUUUUGGUCCAGUUUACACCUGUCCCACGGGAUAUUAUUGCACGGCAAAUGCGGUUACUUGUAAUACAAAUGUUGCCUUUAGAGCCUGUGUGGGAUGUGGCACCUGUAACAGUGAUAACUCCUUUGCCUGCCUCACUGCAAGGACAUUUGCCUUGUGCCUGGGAACAACCACCCCCUCCCAGAUCAUAGGAAGUUGCGGAUUGAGUUACGUGUGCGAUUACAACAAUCCGAAUAUUUGCGGCAAUGUCUCGCUGGGGUCCCAGGCCACUUGUCCGGGUGAUACUACUGGAACUGGAUUGGAUCCUACAGGAAUGACACCCACCACCUACUGUUCCCUCGUCCAGCAGCACGGAAGAUUUCCCUAUGGCAUUGAUCUUAACACCACCUGUAGGCAAUACAUUUAUUGCUUCCUGAAUGCAACUAAUUGGAGGGGAGGUCUCUACUACUGUCCUGGGCAAACAUAUUUCGACAGCUCAACGAUGUACUGUGGCACCGAAGUGCCGGCCAGAUGCACUUAUGGAGUAGCCACUUUGAGACUCAGUAGUCCAUAGAUAUUGUGGCAAUAAA